This is a messenger RNA of Anopheles merus, 8606 nucleotides long. RefSeq lists its product as uncharacterized. Bases 911 to 7237 code for a protein of 2108 amino acids. Gene Ontology annotation, biological process: positive regulation of hippo signaling. Gene Ontology annotation, cellular component: cytoskeleton; cytoplasmic side of apical plasma membrane. NCBI's taxonomy places the organism in Eukaryota, Metazoa, Arthropoda, Insecta, Diptera, Culicidae. The record is from RefSeq and is a predicted model, not a curated record. The transcript is spliced from 15 exons. Gene Ontology annotation, molecular function: protein binding.
ACGUCGAGGCGAAACGCGUCGUGGUGUUUGCGUGUGUGCAAGCAGCUUAACCCCUAAAUUUCGGUUCGCGUUUGCCGGGAAUCCAGUAUAAACCAGGCCGCCAGUACAGGAGCUCGGUUACGUGGUGCGCUAUUCGGACAGUUCGGCAGUGCGUAUGGUUGUUCUCGCGGAUUUUUGAGCGCACAGCGAAGAGGACGCCCUGCUGGAGAAGGUGAAGCAAGUUCUUUACAGCGCUGGUGCCUCGCCCGUUCACAAAGCCGGUGUGCUCGGUGUCCAAGGGGAAAGGGAAGUGAGUUGUUGUGUAGGAAAAAGCGUGUCUGUGGGUCUGAUGUGCGCGUCCAAAAGGGAAUCAAAUAAAAAGGAAGUGUGCAAGUGGGUAAAUAACGCACCCCCGAAAAGGUGGGCUUAAUUGUGUGUAAAAGGGUGCACGCGCACGCCCGCACCAACUCGCCCGGCUGGAGUCGAUUUUCCCAAGGUGAGGAAUAUUAGGAGGGCGCAGAGUUUCGGUUUCACGGCCGAUCGGCCGGAACGGGAAAUCGAUCAUUUUCCCAACCACCACCGCCGGGUCCACAUCCUUUUCUGCGGGUGGUUAUUUUUUUAUUUUCGUUCCGUGUGCUCGAAUAGUGGAAGUGUUUGGUGGGUUGUGCUGCGGGUCUUAGAAGUGUGUGGCGAAGAAUCGCGAUGCGGUAAGAAGUGGUUCCCGUAGCAACCAGCAUUCAACUCGCCAAGCGAACCUGCCCGAACGCAAUAGCAUUACAAUCAAUCAGGGCACUGUGUAGCCGUACCCAGCACUCCAGCAGCAGAGCGAGGAAGAGCCCUCCAUCCCCUUCGAUCAAUGGCCAGCCGUCGACACAGGACAGCCUUCAACUGCGCUCGGGCGGUGUAAAGUCCGCCAGCCACGACUGCAUGCAUGCAAAGAAUGUAUGCACAGCCAUCGUCUCUGUUGGUGUGGUCAUCGUUAGUGUCAUCGUCGUCGUUAUCGUUGUCACCAUCGGAAGGAACGGAGAAGGAAAAGAGCCGCCAGCAGCAGCAGCAGCUAGAAGGUGUGGAAGCAUCGCAAGAGCAGCAACACUUGCCCCGAAAUCAAAACUAUCUGGAGAAGCGAGAGUUUGAAACGUCACCGCAGCUACUGGCCACCAUCAACAACCGCAACGCGCUGCCGUUGCACCGAGCUGACCAGUCAAUCGAGCAGCCAGCCGCCAACAGCAUGUCGGCAACUGUUGCUAGCAACAACAACAACAACAACAACAACAACAACAGCAGUAAAACUUUAUCGAGCGAAAGAGACAGUAGCAACAGUGCGAAGGAACAGCAAGCGGCACCGGCAGUAGUGCAGGGCGACGACAUGUCACAGACUGCUGCCACCGAGGUGGAGGCGGAGGCCGGCAGUGGCCAUCAGUCAACAACCGUACCGCCAGCGGCGGCAGCAGCAGCACCAGCACCACCAACGUAUGGUGCCUACACUAACAAUACUUUACCGCGGGGGCCUUAUCUUCAGUAUAAGUAUAACAACAUUAGUAGUGUUCCGUGCAACCAGGACAAUAACGAACAUCAGCAACCGCAGCAGCUUAUACUACUACACCACCACCACCAGCAGCAGCAGCAGCAUCAGCAACAUCAUCAACAUGCAUCAGCACACCAACAACAGCAGCAGCAGCAGCAACAAAAUUAUCAAAAACAGCACCAUCAUCAACAACAACCACCGCAACAACAACAACAACGACAGCCGUUACGCAGCAGUGACGUGCUGGAAAUGAUUUCACGAUUCAAACGCAUCACCCCUCAGCUGGCGGAGGAGCAUAACGGCACAGACCGUCGAGAGGAGGGGGUGAUGAUAGAGGAGGAGGACGAGGAGGAGGAAGAGGACGAGAUGGGGAAGUAUCACCGGCAGCAGCUAGAGCAUCAUCGCUACCCCCACCACCAACACCAACACCCGCAACAACAACACCAUCUUCAUCAGUCGACCCAUCAACAACAGACGGCGUUGAUGGUGACGCACAGCAAGGAAGACGACCAGGGCUGGGAGCGGUACAAGGGACGGCACGUCGCGCAACAGCUGCAGCAACAGCCGCGUCAUCACUACAACAACCACCACCACCACCACCACCACCAUCCGCAACCCCAUCAACAUCUCUAUCAACAUCCGGCGGCGGUCAACCAUCAACCGGCGGACGGUGGUCCCGAUUAUCAGCUACGGCCGUUGACACCGGCGACCAACACCGCCACCGGCAGUGCCGUCUCGCUCACGAACGUGAUCGCCCUCAAGCGCCCGAACCAGGCGGAAGGGUGGGCAUUGCUCUGCCAGUCCGUCCAGGCACUGCAGGACCUGUUUCUCGGAGAAACACCAUCAAUCAGCAAAGUUCGACCGUUGAUAACGCCCGCCAGUCUGCAGAUCAGCUCGCGCGGACGCGUCGUGUUCAGCAUCGUGCCGGCAACCGGCGGCGUCAGCGGACAGCAGCAGCAGCAGCAGCAGCACGAGCAGGGACGGGACGCCAGUGCAGCGCCGGACUUCGGCACGUCGGAGGAACCGUUCCUAUCGCCCGAGUACAUCAACUCGCUCGGCAAGAACGUGCAGUUCAGCGAGUCGGACGUUGAAAAGAUGUGGAUCUACUCGCUCGGUGUGACAUUGCAGCGCACUGUCUCGUCGUUCGCCGUCAACCACCAGCAACAUCAUCACCAGCAGCAGCAGCAGCAGCAAGAGUACGACGGAGACGUCCAUCACCUGCGGACAGAGGACGCACUCACACCACUCGACCACGUCGUGCUGGCGAUGUGCGAAGCGAACCUAUACCAGCGCGCCAGCCUGAUGUUUCUGCUCGAUAUCAUAUCGGACUACUGCAAGAACCAUCACCUGUACAAACCGUUCUCGCACAUGCUGAUCGAUCUGUACCGCGAGGUGGUCUCGUCGGCCGAACCGCCCAACCAGCAGCGCCCAUCGCCGAUAGGGCAACCACCGGAGCUGAAAAUCAAACGUUCGCUCGAGUCGUUCGAGGAGCAAAAAAGCGAUACCGACUCGGGUCGAUCGUCUGACCACGGUGAGCUGCUGGAGGUACAUCGGAAGAAGGAACCAGCGGUCGGCACCCAGCAGCAGAACCAUCAACCGCAAGGCUACGGUCCGAUCGUUUCGUCCUGCGGCGACGACUUCCCCGAGUACGGUGCGUCCACUGCCGCGACGCUGCUCAAGGUAAAGCGACCGCCGACGGCAAGCAACCAUCAUCCGGCCGAGCAGAGGUUCUGCUCGCUGCCGAGACCCUACGACCGGCACCAGCAGCAGCAGACGCUCGGUGGUCCCGAGCCGUACCCGAACUACCACACCAUCUCGUACUCGAAGAGUGGGGCGGCACGGGACAGCGCCGGCCUGGUGGAGCAGCCACAGACCCAUCUGCCCCAGCAGGGCGUCACCGUGCGGCGACGGCACAAUGCGGAGCUGCUGGCCGCACGCCGACGAGCCGACUACCGGCGCAACACCAUCGACGUGACGAUGGUGGAGGUCAAGAUGGCGGAAGCGGCGGCGGAACAGCAGCAGCGGGGAAUGCAUCUGCAAUCGGCGACUGCUGCUGCCGCCUACUUCACCGGCCGCCCCGGCCGGCUAAUGCCCUCCAAGUCCAUCAACCAUCUGGCGAGUCUGGCCGGUGGUGAUGGUGGCGACGGUCCCGCCCCACUCGACCAGAGCAGCUUCAAUGCCACCUCCAUGCCCAAUCUUGGCAUCCCGUUGACGACGGUUUCGAUCGCCACCCAAACCAUCGCCAAUCGAAAGCCGACCGAAGCGGCGGUGGCGGCGGCGACGACUGCGGGUGGCCAACAGACCGAUCCCAGCGACCCCGCACAAGCAGCCUCGCACAAAGGUCCGGAGUUCAUUAUCAAUUCCCACUCAGCACCAAAGUCAAUUGAUCUCACCGACGCAAAGACGCAGCAUCGCAGAGUUGUUACAAUUCUUCUGCUCAACGGUACCAAAGUGAACGUCACGUGCAAUCCCACGACCACGCUCGCCCGCCACAUCUUCGAGGCGAUACUGCGGCUGGAGGGGCUGGGGGAAAACUUUUUCCUCGGCCUGUGCGCGCUCAUCGGUGGCGAUUUCGUCUUUCUGCCGCUCGAUCUCAAAAUCUACAAGGUAGCGCCCCAGAUAUGGAUCAACACGUCGAAAAAGUCCACCCCGGUGGUGGAAAACGUUGUCUUUACGCUUUACGUGCGCAUCAAAUUCUUCCUGCCCACGCUACGAGGCGUCAGCUGCGUCGAGUCGCGCCAUCUGCUCUAUCUGCAGCUGCGCAAAAGCAUCCUCGAGCGGCAGAUACUGUGCGCGGAGGACGAUCUGAUCGCGCUCGGCGGGUUGGCGCUACAGGCCGAGAUUGGCAGCUUCAAAGAGCACAUGAAGUACACCGAGUACUUCACCAUCUCGCACUACCUGCCGGAGGAGGUGUACCGGAAGAAGCGCGAGCUGGCCCGCUACCUGCGCAACGCGCACUUUCACAAGCGCGGCCUGCACCAGCGCGAGGCAGAGCACAACUUCAUCCGGUACGUGCAGGAGCUGAAGGAGUACGGGCUGCACCUGUACAGCGCGUCCUGGGCGACGAGCGAGGGCAUCCUGCUGGACGUGUACGUCGCGAUCUCGCUCGCCGGCGUCGCCAUCUUCGAGCGGAACGUGCGCUACCAGCCGCGGACCGCCGCCCAGGAGCAGCAGGAGUGCCGGAACGGCAAGAGCAGCUUCCUGCGCCACCUGUACGCGUUCUUCGACUGGCUCGAGAUCGAAAACAUCUGCUUCUCGAAGCACGCGUUCUGCGUGGUGGUGCGGCGCAGCGAGACGCUCGGCCCGAAGAGCGACAAAAAUCUGGUCAAGUACAAGCUGCGGAUGGACGGCAGGAAGAGCUACUUUGCGUUCAACCUCGCGUCCGAGCACCACAAGUUCUACAUGAAGCUGCGCAACUCGUUCAUCUCGAUCAAAACCCUCGCGAGCGAGCUGAACAUCCCGAUCGAGCAGCCGGCGGGCAGCGUCGGUGGCGGCGGUGCUGGUGGGCUGCUGGCGGACGAGGACGGCCGCCGGAAGCGAACGGUGGGCGAGCUAGUCAUUGACGGCCAACCGUCGCCCGAUCCGGCCGCGUUUGAUGCGAAGCACAUCGAAAAGAUCGACAAACCGUUCAAGACGACCGGGCUGCGGGUGCGCAACCUGAAGAAGUCGAUGCUGAACGACAACCGGCUGGCCAGGCUGCGGCAGCGGUUCCUGCUGAAGCGCUCCAAAUCGACGGUCGAGCCGGGCAGUGGCGGCACGUCCGCGCUCAACCUGACGGUCGAGAUCACCAACCAGCAGAACCAGAACAAGGAGAACGAAAAUCCCUUCCGACGGAUGGUGCCGGGCGCCGACGAGCCCGACCAUGAGCCGGAGGAGGGGGACUUGCGGCGGCCAGUCUCCUCCCCGUCGGACGGUACCGAUACGGGCCACACGGGGGGGACGCUGCGCUCCACCACGCAGUCGGGAGGCAGCCCAACGUACGGCUACGACCAGCAGCAGCAGCAGCAGCUGAUGUCACCGGAAGACUCGCCCAAGACGACGCACAGCAUGAACCGGAACAAGGUGAAGAUGGGCACGAAGGUGUUUUCCGCCCAGUUUCUCAACAAAUCGUUCGACAAUCUGGCGGCGGCGGGCACCGGCCACCCUCACCACCAGCCGCCGGGCGGGCUGAGCGGUGCCGCCUCCUUCCAGAACGUGGCCAACAUUAGCCGCAGCAGCAGCAGCGCCUACCUGCUGCAGGAGGACGACGGCGAGCUGGGCGGCGACGGCCGUCAGCAGGCGCCGGCCCCGCCGACCCAGCCCCUGAUCGAGAGCAGCGUCGACGAGGUGCUGUCGGUGAAGAGCAGCAUGGGCUCGGUGUACUUCAUGGAGAAGAUCGACGAGCAGUCGGUCGGUGGCAGUGCGGAAACGUUGCUGUCGCCGAAGGCCUGUGUGAUACAAUCAAGCAUCCGCAGCGAGAGCUGCCAGUUCGAGCUGCCGAUGGCGGACGAAACGAUCUCCGACACGCUGCUGGAGAAGUUCAACAACAUCAGCCAGUGCGGCGGUGCGUCGACCGAUCGCAUCCUGGCGACGGUGCUCAUCGUCAAGGACGCGAUCGUGGACGACGCCCCGUCCGCCCAGCGCCACUUUCUGUCCCGGUCGCAGGAAUCGAUCGCGCUCCCGGGCAGCAAGUGGUCGCUGACGGUGCCCCCCCACGGGUACGACGAGUUCGACGAGCGCUUCCCGUACGCCACGAUGGGUGGCGGCGUGCGGAAGAGAAACCGGGAUCCGACUGCCGCUGCCGCCAACACCACCACGCGUUACACGCUCGGCAUCAGCAUCGUGCAGGGUAACGAUAACAACGUGUACGUGAAGGACCUCGCACCGAACGGUCCAGGCGCACGCAACGGUGUACGGGUGGGCGACCAGAUCAUAGCAGUAAAUGGGAAGUCGCUGCUCAAUCUGCCGUACGCCGAGUCGCUCAGUAUUCUACAGCAAACGGGACGUACGGUGGAGCUCGUGCUGUCACAAAUCUUCCAACGGCCGCAGCAGCAUCAACAGCAAUCCUCCCUAAGGGACCUCGACCAUCAGCAGCAGCAGCAUCAACCACGGCCACCCACCGUUACCAAGUCGAACAGUUUGUACAUCAAGAAUGGUAGCCGAUCGGCGACCGCAACACCGCUGCUCGACCCGCACUACAACCUACCGCCAGCGCCGAGCUACACGAAACUGUACGAGGACGUCAAAUCGGCCUACAACCCACAGCAGCAGCAGCAGCAGCAACAACGAAAGCCGGACGGUAGUGCGGACGGCAACACGAACGGUGGCAAUGUCGCCAGCCAGCGGUACACGAAAAACGUAGCCGACAUUCUCCGGACGCGCAAUCGAAUGGCACUGGCCGAUCGAGGUCACCAGCAGCAGCAGCAGCAACAUCCCGCACCCGCCUACGUAGGGCUUAGCCCGUCGAAAAGCAUGCCCGACUUGCCGAAGAUUCUGCAGGCCUACAGCAAGCAACCGCCCACGUUCGGUACGCUACUGACUGCGGUGGUCGGCGGCCCACGGCUCGGCUCGUCGGUAAAGCUUCCCGGCCAGCAGCAGCAGCAGCAGCACCAUGGCACCAUGUCCCGCAAGUACACCGGACCGACCCGCUACCCGGUGACGCCCGCGAAGGACACGUUCAAAACGACCGUCGGCCCAAUCCGGACGCAGCUGUCCCUCUCGAACGCUUCCGAGGACGAGCAGGUGUUCAUCUAAUCUCUUUACGCCCUUGCCACAAAACCCAAGAAAAACUAGGCUAGAGAGCGCGAUACAUGGCGGAUUCGGGGAGAGGGGUCAAUAGAGAGAGACAGAGAGAGAGAAAGAGAGAGAGAGAGCGGGAGAGAGAAUUACGAGUCGAAAGAGAUAGCAUGUCCUCGCGUCCUUCUAUAUGCGUAUUAAUGUUGUAAUCAGUUUGUUGUUUGCGUAGUUUCGAUUGUUUGUUUAUCUUCAACAUUUCUACUUCCCUCGUCUCAUUCUCUAUCUCUCUCUCUCUCUCUCGAUACCUCACCCCUGCUUCCUUAUCUUGCCAUGUGUAUGCCCGUGUGUGUGUGUGUGUGUACGUAAGUGUGUGUAUGUGUGCGUGUGUAUGCUUCCAUUUAAAUAGAUAGCGGCGUGGAAUUGUUGAAGGUUUAAGGCACACGAACAAAGGGGCGACGCAAUAAUCCGCAAGGUCCCGGAGCUAGCCGGAACCUAUAUACCAAAAUCCUCCCUACCCCCCCCCCCCCCUCUUCUCCUCAUAGAGAUAUUUUGUAGCUCAGGGUUUUCACGACACCAGGCCGGAAAAGGGAGCGUUAACCCAGAUCAGCUACCACGUGGUAGUUUGUAGCGAAACCUCUCUCCAUAUACUUCUCAGAAAGUAGCUGCAGCUCCAAGGACCUUGUAAAAAACAGGCCCAUGGGUCACUAGAAAAGAGUUAUCAGAUAUAUAUAUAGAGACAGAGAGAAAAAAAGAAAGAGAGAGAGAGAGGGCAACACAGCAGUCAGAAGGAGUAGCUAGCGAGGUAGUAGCUGUGUUUUGUGUUUGUUUUGUUGUUUCUUUAAAGCUUUAGCGGGAAGCGGGUUUCGUUGCGUUUAUUAGCAGUCGGCAGGUUGUGCAAGCAGCAUGAGUCUUUCACCUUACCUCCCUUUUCCUUCACCUAACACCCAACACUGUAGUUCGUUGCGCGUGUUCUUCACGUGUUUGAGACGCUCGCUGCGCAGCGCAACUGCCGACGACGACGACUAGCUCUAUAAUCAGUAAGUAAGGUGUGAUCGGCAACGCGGCAAUCGACUCUGUAUUGCGUUAGUUUCUUCCCAAUUAGUUUCCUUUCCAUUAGGCGUGCACGUGGUUGCGCGCGUUGCGUUGUAUAGCGGGGCUAAGACCAGUUGCUUCCUAUUUGAAUUUAAUUGAAUUGAAUUGUAGCCACCAGUUAAGAGAAAUCUGUGGAUCUUCCAGUAAACUUGCAUAACAAGCAACAGAACAAAAAACAAGCAAACAAACAAACGAAGAAGAAAAAAAACAAAAUGGAACAAAACGAGAAACGUAGAUAGAAACAACAACAAAAAAUGGAAAGAUAAAUAAUAUGCAUACGGUUUAUCAAUGUUAA